Actinia tenebrosa (Australian red waratah sea anemone) is the source of this 7752-nucleotide messenger RNA. RefSeq lists its product as uncharacterized. Gene Ontology annotation, molecular function: protein binding. Gene Ontology annotation, biological process: neuromuscular synaptic transmission. The record is from RefSeq and is a predicted model, not a curated record. NCBI's taxonomy places the organism in Eukaryota, Metazoa, Cnidaria, Anthozoa, Actiniaria, Actiniidae.
ACACACAACACAAGCAGUUAUAAUGUUUUCAGUUAUGCUUCACUUCUCGCUACGGAUUUUCCCUUGGUAAAAAUGAAUAUCAAGAUGCUAUUGCAUUGAUCAUCUUAUCCACUACGAUUUAAUGAAUACUUAGCUUGUGCAGAUAACUACUGCUAGGAAAAUGUGGCUUUGGAAUGCACAAAUGUGGAGAGAAAAUGCAACGUAGCGUAUGUAAAUGUGGCUGGAGUUUGUUUUCUUGUGGCCGGCGACUUCUAAAUACUGAAUAAGUUAUUCAAUUAUCAGUGAUUUCUUUAGAGUGAAAUUCCUAGAUUUUAUUCCUACUUGAAAAGUUCUUAUUGUGCCGAUGCCUUCUGCUAAUGGUAUUAGUAUAAUGGAUAAAGAGUAUAACUCUCCGAGUAACAAGAAAUCCAUAGACGAACUCAAACGACAAGUAAGUAAAUUGAAAGCUGAGCUGGAAUCAGAGCGUAGUAAACUUAAACAAGUGCAUCGAGAUAAGACGGGUGAGUUAAAAAGAAUACAGGAAAACCACGAAAAGGAAAGGCAGAAAACUAUUGAGACUGUCACAAAGCGAUUACAAAAUGAACAUUCGGUGGAACUUCGGCGGAUCAGAGAAAGUUUAACUAAAGAGAAAGACAACGAACUACGACAAGUUUUGAGAUUUAAAGACGAAGAAUUGAAAGCAUUUAAACAACAAAUCCAAGAAGAAAAAGAUAGAGCAAAGCGUGCUGAAGAAGAUUUAAAAAGACAUUUAACAGUAAAGAGUAAUGGAAAUACAAAUGAUUUAGAAAAAAGACUUAGAAAUGAACUAAGUGAUAUAAAGGAGCAAAAACACAAGACAGACGAAUUGUAUCGUCUAAAAUGUGCCGCAGAUUUUGAAAAGGCAGAACUUAUUAGAAGACUUAAAAGUGAACACGAACGUGAAAUAAACGAACUGAUCCGUCAGUCAAAGAGAGAAGUAGCUAAAGAAUAUCACCAUUUACGGUCUGCAGAAAAAGCUUUACAAGAAAAGAAUCACGAGCUGGCUUUCAAGGAUCAACUGACGAGAAAACUAGAAGCAGAAAAGCAAGAAAUUCGCCAUCGAACAAGUUCAGGAGAUAUUAAUAUUUCGGAAAGUCCUCUAAGAUCCCGUACAAACAGCGGGACACACGAAUUGACUGUGUUCGAAAGCUCGCCGGAAGCAGAUGAUGUAUUUCAGCUGUCAAGUAAGGGGAACAAAGACAAAGAAAGAGAACUUAGAAAAAAGAAUGCAGAAUUACAAAGUAAACUGGAUAUACUGGAGAAAAAAUGCACAUUUCUUGAGAAAGAAAAUGCGUCUAAGCAGACUGGAAGUCAGAAAUUGUCUAGUAUCACUGAGGACAAGGUUAAGAAACUCAAAAAAAGAAAUUCAGAGCUUGUGUCUAUUGCAAGACAGUUGGAAGAAAAAGCCAAGAAGUUGCAAGAAGAAAAAAAUGCUGUAAUGAAACAAGCAAACAGCAAGGAUGAUCCCAGUGCAGAAGUUGAACACAUGAAGAGAAUGUUUGCGCGGCAAAGAGCAAAAGACUUAGCUGAACAUGCAAAAAURCACAUGGAGAAGGACAAUGAACUGGAGAAGCUGCAGGAAGAACUUGCUUCCUUGUCUGGUGCUAAAUCAGGGGCACAGAAUGACAAAAUUGGAGAACUUCAAUCAAUCAUAAAGAAGACGGCAAAAGAAAGGUUGUGGCUUGAGAAGAAACUAGCAUCUGUUGGAUCUCCUUGUCCUAGUCCUCUUUCUCCCACCCCAGAAGGGAUGAAUGAUCUGGAGAAGAGACUAGAAACCUAUACAAACCAAGCUAAAACAUCUGAGAAAGAGGCUGAAAUACUGAAAAAAGAAUUAGAAUCUAAAGUAAAAGAAUGUGAAAAGCUGAAGCAGUCUGCAGAUGAAAUGACAAAAAAAUGCUCUAAACUGGAACUUGAACGUGAAAAGUUUGCAGUAAAAUGCACAAUGCUUCAUCAGAAGAAUGUUGAACUUGGAAAGCGAAUCAAAGAAAUCAGUCAGCUUGAGGAGAAGAUAAAAUGUCUAAAAGAGAACCUGCAAAACGCAGAAGAGAAUAAACAAUUAGCUGAACAAGAAUGUCAGAAAUUGAGAGUGAAACUAAAAGAACUGGUGCAUGUUAAAGAGGAGUUGAGGUCGUCUGAGAAACAAAGAAAAGAAUUAGAAGUUAUACAGCAAUCAAGUCAGUACAAAUUGAAAGAGCGUGAAGAAGAGAUCAAGCAAUUACACAAGAUCCAAGAAGAAUCUACCCGUGCCCAUCAUCUUGCUGUCACAUCAUUGGAGCAAGAUUUGCGAAAACUUGAACAGAAAUGUGCGGACUCUGAUUUAAGAGCAGCUAAUGCAAAGAACGAGCUUGAAAGUGUCAAGUCAAGACGUAGUAAUGAACACAAAGCUACACAGACAUCCAGACCUUCAUCACCAGCGCAUAUGGUAGAACAUUCACAGGCUACGCCACAUAAUAGCAAGAAGACAGAUAUCCUGAACACUGCUGCUUCUCGUAUUAAACAACUCGCUAUGUCUGAUAGUGAAGAGGACUCUACAUACAGUGGGGCCGGCGCACCGAGAGAUACACCUAAAGAGGAGUCAAAAGACAGCGGUGGUGGUACAGAAGAAGAUGAUAUUGCUGCUCUGUCUCGCCGCAUCGGUCAAGCUGCUAUAAGUGACGAUAGCUCUGUGAGUGCUGCAGAUAACAACUACGAUAGUGAUGCCAGUGGAGACGUUAAUAGUGUAGCUGAAGGAGAUAUGGCUGAUACGGAAGAUAAUGAUAUAACAGCCAGUUUGCAGUUGGCAGACGAAGAGGACACAAGUACCCACUUUAAAACCGAUGGAAAAGGUGAUGAGAACGACGUAAUGGAUGAGAGGUACCUUCAACAGGAACCAACAAGGGAUGAAGAGGAAGAGACUGAUAACCUGUCUGUUUAUAUAGCUCGUUAUAGUUAUGACCCCUUCCAACACUCUCCUAACGAUAACCCUGAUGCAGAGCUCGCCUUCCAAGCUGGCGAUUACUUGUAUGUGUUUGGUGACGUUGAUGAUGAUGGCUUUUAUCUGGGAGAAUUGAUGGAUGGCCAGAGAGGACUUGUUCCGUCGAACUUUGUGGAGAAAAUUGCAGAUGAAAGUGAUAUGUCGUGGAUAACUAAUGGUGCAGUAGAACCACAGCCAACUGAAGACAUGUCCAGUAGCGAUGAGGAGGAACGUCUAUCUCAAACCGAUGGUGACGACGAUGAAUGUCAAAGUGUAGUGGRAAAGCCUCCCAGAGUCGUUAAAUUUUCUGGUAAGCUUCACCGUAAUCUCAGAUUGAACGUAGAACACAUCCCUGAUUCUAAACUAUGUGACAUAGAAGAAGAAGACGUGACAAUAGAGGCAUCAUGUGAAGCAUUGCGUGACAGUCUUAAUGGCUUAACUAGUGACGAAACAGACUUCGAGCCAAGUGAAAUACCAUCACCACAACGCUUAAUCCUUUCGCGGCAGUUUACGCGGAGCAUCCUUUUGAACUGGAAACCUGCAGACCYCCCUAUAGAUGAAAUAGAGGGCUAUACAGUGUAUGUGAAUGGAGAGUUGAAGGUUAUCAUUAAAGGUGGACACAAUACCAAAGCUCUUAUCGAAGACAUUGAUCCAAAUGAGACAUACCGUGUUUCAGUACGAACCGUAACAACGCGAGGAGACGAGUCCCUGGACCAGGAAGCACUCUUAACUAUUGGAAAAGAUGCAAGUACAGCACCCACUGAUGUCAAGGUUACCGAUAUAUCACCCACCUCUGCAAAGUUAGAAUGGUUACCUAGCAACAGCUCUUUUAUUCAUGAGAUAUUGGUGAAUGGUACUCCCAGACAAACCGUUACGCCUGGAACACGCCAGCUAACUCUAACCAACCUAGAACCCAGUGAACAUUAUCGAAUCCACGUACGGGCUAGGAACCCGUCAGUCGUGGAGAAGGACGAUAAUCCUGAGAAAGAAUCCCUUGGAGAAACUGUAGAAUUCACCACACAAGCAGCAGGUUUUCCCGACCCGCCACUUAAUGUUCAUCUAGUACCCACGUCCUCUCGAAGUGGUCCCAACACACUAGAGGUGUCCUGGAUCCCAGUGACCAUCACCGAACAAGGCAUGUCUAACGGAGCACCCGUCACCGGCUACAAAGUGUACAUCAACGAUUUCGCCGUUGCAGAGGUUACAUCACCUACUGCAGAUUGCGUGACAGUUGCUUCUUGGAUGAUUGAACGAGCAGCAAAGAAAAGCACUACUGAAGCGUUAAAACUUGUGGUAAAAACCCAGUCCUCGCGCGGCGAAUCUGUUUCGUCCAACUAUCUUUCCAUUCCCGUUACGACGUUUAACUUUCAUUUGAAUAAAUUAAUUGGUACUCAACCCAUUGGUAAGUCAGUCAAAACCAAACUACACUCCAGUGAUGUCAUUCAGAUGGAUUCUGGGAACGAACAAGAGUAUCAAGACGACAACCACAACUUGAGCAACGUGAAAGAUUAUAAUGAGGCUAAUGUUAAUGAUGUUAGGUAUGCUGAAGUUAUACCAAAGAAUGCUGAUACACGCAUACCUCCCGUGCCUAAAGCCCGUGACAGUAAUGUUAAUAAUGGUUCGUAUACUGAGGUUAAACCAAGGAAUGCUGAUACACGCACACCGCCUGUGCCUAAAGCCCGUGACAGUAAUGUUAAUGAUGGUUCGUACACUGAGGUUAAACCAAGGAAUGCUGAUACACGCACACCGCCCGUGCCUAAAGCCCGUGACAGUAAUGUUAAUGAUGGUUCGUAUACUGAGGUUAUACCAAGGAAUACUGAUACACGCACACCGCCCGUGCCUAAAGCCCGUACUAAAGGAAAGCCUGUGGUGUGGAAGAUGGAAGUCAGUGAAGAUGACGUAACAUCUGAUAGUGGGGAUAGUAAUAAARGUGAACAUGGUGGAAGCAGCAAUAACGAAGAAGAUGAACACGUUGAAAUAUGCAGCCCUGAACCUGUAGUGGAUGAGAAAACACAACAGCAAGAGCAUCCUAAUAAGGGGGAAACCAAGAAGGAAUACCGAGACCUGACCGAAAAGAACCUGGCAGACCACGCUAUCGAACGAAAAAUGUCUGAACAAAGUGACAUUGAUAUGGAUGAGCUGAAUGAUUCUCUCAAUUCCGCAACCAGUUACAAAAAGAAUGAUAAAAGACACGAGAAAAAGGAGGGUAACACGGAACCAUUCGUAUACCCUCUAGAAUUAAGUGACAGUGAGGUUGGUAUCUCAAGUGAUGAAGAACCUUUGUCAGUUAUUGAUGAAGUGGAAGAAAUAGAGGAAGUAGAAGAUGAUGUUGUUGAGGAAAACAGUAGAAAAGGAGCAGCGACUGAACCUGAGAGAAGCCGUUCAUCGCAUUCAACGUCAGACAGUUUUAAGAGUGAUGAUGACGUCAUGGACUUGCUUGGAGAAGAGCCUGAGGAUAGCCAGGAGAGAAACACUGUUACUACCGCAAAUAUUAGUAAGAUAUCACAAGAAACAGACGAUGCUGCCUUAAACCAGACAUAUGAUGGUGAUCAAGCAAGUCUGCAGAAAUACCUGGUGUCGAAUGCUGAAGGAGGUGAUGUCUCGUAUCAUAAAAACCAGACAUACAGUGAUAUAGAGGCAGAUCAGCCCAAUCAAACGUCUACACCAAGGUUAAGUAGAGCUUAUCCUGAGCCACAUCACCAGCCAGUGGAUCAAGAAACCACGAUGAGAUAUGAGAACGAUAACUCUGACACGGAGGGAAACAAGACCUACACUGUGAGUGAAAAGGGGGAGUUUCCUGAGGACGAACAAGUUGAAGAAGAAGAAGAAGAAGAAGAGCAAAUCAGAAUAUUCAUUGCUCUUUAUGAUUAUGAUCCAACUACGAUGUCACCAAAUCCGGGCGCAGAGGAGGACGAACUGACUUUUAAUGAGGGAGAUCUGAUUAAGAUCUAUGGCGAUAAAGAUGAAGAUGGAUUUUACUGGGGCGAGUUAGAUGGCAUGACUGGUUUUGUUCCUCAUAACAUGGUGUCAGAAGUACAAGUUGACGAGGAAGAUCUACUGGAUCAAACUGGAUCAUCACUUGCCGAGACCUACAGUAAUAAUGUCCCUGAUCAUAAGUACCAAGCAAAUGACUCCCCUCAUCAUGAUUACCAAGCAAAUGAAUCCCAUGAUCAUAAGUACCAAUCAAAUAAAUCCCCUGAUGUCAAGUACCAAUCAAAUGACUCCCCUGAUCAUAAGUACCAAUCAAAUGACUCCCCUCAUCAUGAUUACCAAGCAAAUGAAUCCCAUGAUCAUAAGUACCAACAGCCUGAAGGCCAAAGUAGUCAGUAUCCAAAGGUUGUCAUCCAUCAUGCUGGUGAUACUGAGGAUGACACAGAACAAGACGACAGUUAUCAACCAGAACAAGACACGAAUUACACGCCUGAACAAGACGAGGAGGAAAUAGGAUACGAAGAUCCAAGGACUAGUAUGAACUACAGUCUGAAACCAAAGAAGAUGGUAGCAUUAUUCGAUUAUGACCCACAGAUAUUAUCUCCUAAUCCUGAUAGUGAGGUUGAACUACGUUUUCGUGCUGGUGAUUUCAUUUAUGUGUACGGAGAAAUGGAUGAAGACGGCUUUUUCACGGGUGAACAAGGCGGUGUGCGAGGUCUUGUCCCUUCAAACUUUUUAGAGGACAUCAAAGAAAAACCCUCACCACCCCACAAUGAACAGGAAAACUCGUUCACUUCUCAAGAGAAUUCUGAUAGCAGUUUUGUUAGUCAGGAAUCACCCGCCCCAGGCCCCAGUAAGACACCUAACGGUACUCAUCCUUCAAAGGAAGAGUCACCUAAAAAGAAGAAAGGACUGUUGUCUAAAGGAAAACAAAUGUUAAAGAAAAUGACAAAAAGUCAGGCUUCCAAAAGAUAAUAUUCCAUUCCAUUUAUAACUGCGGUUUUCGAUAUUCUGCGAACUCGGACAUUCCAACAGCUAGUUGUGAAAUUGGUUUUUUACUGCCGCCAGUCAUGAAGAUAAUAGGUACUUACUGAUUAUUUUUGAUUGACAGCAGCUUGUAACUUACGUGUUCGCAGAAUAUCUAAAAUCGCAGUAGAUAUUUAUUAUUGUAAAUACAAGAGAGUGGUGUUUUCUAUUCAUACAGUCAACAGUGUGGCACAGCAAUAGUAUGUUACUCCACUAUGCUGGCUGUCUUAACCCGGUUUUCAGUAUCCAGGUUUUACAGAUAGUCUUCUCAUUGAUUAUUAAUAUAUUAUUAGAGUGAUAUAAAAUUGUAUGAUUAAUAUUAAUACUAGUUUUCAAUAAUAUAAUAUUUUUAAGACAUAGAAAGUGAAUACUUCAAACAUGAUCCAAUCACGAUCAACUUUCUUAAACCAAAGUUUUACUAUGAGCCCUUGACUUAAAGAAGAGCCGACUCUUUGUGCAAACCAAAGCAAAAUAUUUUUUAAUCAUAGAAUUAUUAAAUGAUCGUAUUUCAAGUGACGUCAGUUUAGCAAGAAUGAUGUCAUCUUGGAAAAGGAUGACGUCAUUAAGAAUCAAAGUUUUUACAGAUAAAAGCGCGAAAUGUUUUAUGCAACAGAUAUAACAUAUUAUCUUUACUCUUAUUACUAGGAUUGAUGUAUGUAAAACAUAUUAUAAUGUAUAUAUAAGGACUGUCCGUGUUAUACAACCAAAUUGUGUACACUAUUUAUUAUACGCAUGCAGUCUUCCACCUUCUCAUCCGAACCUUCCCAACUCAUUGCUUAAUUUAUCACUGUGAAAAGACUAGAAAAUAAAAGCGUUCAACUAAA